AUGUUCCUAUCCAAACGUUCGCAGAAGGAGCCUGCGACCUCGACUGCAACUGCGACUAUGCCCUCUACCUCUGUCGCCGGUGCUUCCUUUCUCCAGUCUCCCAACGCUAUCCCCCCGCGCUCCUCGAGCACCGGAUAUAACGUGCCUCAUCCUCCUUCCAAGAGUGUUCUGCGGCCAGUCGCCGAGGGUGACUGGAUUGGCCAUCAUCGUACGACCCGAAGUCGCAAGGCUUCCGUCACAUCCACAUCUUUCCUCGUGAACAUGGGAACUCAACCCCCGACCCCUCCCGAUCCAUCGCGGUACGCUCACGAGGACUUCAACUUCGCAGCGAAGAAGACUUUCUCUGAGGAGAAGGAGAAAGUCGUCCUCGGCCCCUUCGACUACCUCUACAACCACCCCGGCAAGGAUUUCCGUGCUCAGCUCAUCAAGGCCUUUGAUGCCUGGUUGGAGGUGCCUCCCGAGAGCCUCGAGGUCAUCACAAAGGUGGUGGGCAUGUUACACACGGCCUCGUUGCUGGUAGACGAUGUGGAGGACAACAGCCUGUUGCGCCGGGGCAUGCCGGUCGCGCACAGCAUCUUUGGUGUGCCACAGACGAUCAACAGCGCCAACUACAUCUACUUCUGUGCGUUACAGGAGCUCGGGAAGCUGCGGAACAGCAAGGUCAUCAACAUCUUCACGGAAGAGCUGCUGAACUUACACCGCGGGCAGGGCAUGGACUUAUUCUGGCGCGACACUCUGACCUGCCCGACCGAGGACGACUACUUGGAGAUGGUCGGCAACAAGACGGGCGGUUUGUUCCGCUUGGGUAUCAAGCUGAUGCAGGCCGAGUCACGGUCUCUCAUUGACUGUGUGCCCCUUGUCAACCUCAUCGGGCUAAUUUUCCAGAUCCAAGACGACUAUCGUAACCUUUUCUCCCGGGUGUACAGCGAGAACAAGGGCAUGUGUGAGGACCUGACCGAGGGCAAAUUUAGCUUCCCGGUCAUUCAUAGCGUGCGUUCGGACCCGACGAAUUUCCAGUUACUGAACAUAUUGAAGCAGAAGACCACAGAUGAGGAGGUCAAGCGUUAUGCCGUUAAAUACAUGGAAGGCACCGGCAGCUUCGAAUACACCAAGAAAGUGCUUGACGUCCUCAUUGACCGCGCGAGGCGCCUGACGGAUGAGAUUGACGAAGGGAAAGGUCGAAACAGGGGAAUUCACAAGAUCAUCGACAAGAUGGCCAUUACAGAGUGA
This is a messenger RNA of Phaeoacremonium minimum UCRPA7, 1230 nucleotides long. Its product is annotated as putative geranylgeranyl pyrophosphate synthetase protein. Lineage: Eukaryota; Fungi; Ascomycota; Sordariomycetes; Togniniales; Togniniaceae. Bases 1 to 1230 code for a protein of 409 amino acids. The record is from RefSeq and is a predicted model, not a curated record. Gene Ontology annotation, molecular function: prenyltransferase activity. The transcript has a single exon. Gene Ontology annotation, biological process: isoprenoid biosynthetic process.